Messenger RNA from Capronia coronata CBS 617.96, 2097 nucleotides. RefSeq lists its product as uncharacterized. The record is from RefSeq and is a predicted model, not a curated record. NCBI's taxonomy places the organism in Eukaryota, Fungi, Ascomycota, Eurotiomycetes, Chaetothyriales, Herpotrichiellaceae. The transcript has a single exon. The coding region runs from base 1 to 2097 and encodes 698 amino acids.
AUGGAAGGUUUUAUUGCGUUGGGUUUGGUCUGUAACGUCUUGCAACUCGUGGGCGCCUCCUGGCGAGCGGUGGAAGUCUAUAAACAGUUCCGUGAGCGAGGAACGGCCAAGGAGAUCGAGGCUAUGCUCUAUGCAACCCAGCAAGUGUCGGAAUGCUACCAGUCACUGCAAGAUUCGCUGAACAAUGACCCAAACAAGAUUCGGCUUCUAAAGAGCAACGUUGACCUCGUCGACCUGGCCAAAAAGUGUGGAGGCGUUGCCCACAAGCUUCGGGAACUACUUCUAACCUUGGAGAGCUCGCCAGCAACAAGACAGCGGACUCUCGCCGCCUUGUUGAAAGGCUACAACGCCAAAAGACGUUGGCGACAAGUUGAAGAGUUGAAGAGCGAGCUGGACCAGUACGUAAAGGUCUUAGACUCAAAGAUACUGGUCCAUCUUAGGUAUGUGUCUAUCACUGAGCAUUUGAAAAUUGAUACGCGGGCUAACAGUGUUGGAAGCCAAAAUAUGGGCAGCAUUGCUACCCAACAGACCAACGUCGGCGACAGUCUUUCCAAUGUGCAGCAAAGACUCGUGCAUGAAAUCUUAGACGGCAAUACACGUGUCAAGAAUCUUAUCACCGCAUUGAAUGACGAGACUACCCGUCAUAUUACCAAAGAGCAUCUUGUCACAAGGCACCACACCACCCAGGAGAUUGACCGCUUGCUAGAUACACAGACCCAGGAUGUCAAGCUUGACCACCUUAUCAAAAGCCUACAUUUCCCGGAAAUCGAACUUCGCCAAAAUAGCAUCGAGGAUGCCCACAGGAAAACGUACGAAUGGAUCUUUGACAAGUCCAUAGGUCUUGCAAAGCCGUGGAGCAAUUUCUUUGAUUGGGCACAAAAUGACAGUCAGCUAUAUUGGAUUCUCGGUAAACCUGGUUCUGGAAAGUCGACUUUGAUGAACUUUAUCGUACAAGAUGACAGGACGAAAGCUGCACUUUUGCUGCGGUCGUCCGACCUUCCCGUACUCCUUUUGACCUUUUUCUUCUGGGAAGCCGGGGUUGACCUACAGAAGAAUGAAAUCGGGCUCCUACGAUCAUUGAUUUGGCAGAUGCUCACGUCGCUUGACCGGACAGCCAGACCCCGAAUUUGGUCGGACUUGAUCCGGCAAAAGGUAGCUGUGGACACACCCACAAUCUGGACAAGAAAGCAACUUCUACAUCUCCUUUCCUUGGUGAUCCAGGCGGUGCCCAGCCGGUUAUGUUUCUUUCUCGACGGACUGGAUGAGUUUCCAGCGCUGCAGGAAGACUUCAGUGCCAUCACAGAGAUCCUCGCCAUUCUCCGCGGUAAGACUGGCGUCAAGAUAUGCAUUUCCAGUCGACCUUCCACGGCAAUCGAGAGACUAUACCGCACCUGUCCUAAGCUAAGGCUGCAGGAUCUGACCGAACCCGACAUCGUGAGAUACGUCGAGGACAAUCUGAUACACGACCCAGAAACACAAUUCCUACAUCAGUCAUACCCCAAUGAGACUGCUGACUUGGUCAAACGUGUUGUCGCCAAAGCUGAUGGAGUAUUUCUCUGGGUUCGCUUAGCCAUUCACUCGCUCCUGCGGGGUGUCAGGAACGGGGAUGAUUGGCGGACACUGUCAUCUCGUCUUGAGCAGAUCCCGGAAGGUAUCUUCAAUCUCUAUGCCCACAUGUGGAGGAGAAUGGAAGCAGAUCAUCCGCUCUACGCCAAAGAGGCCGUGCUUUAUCUUCGGCUCGCCCAGAGAUACCUUGAUGAGACUCUAGUUGUAUAUGCGAUCGCGGGUGAUGAGAAUCUGCAGCGUCGGUAUCUAGACAAUUUAGACAGUCUGAAAGUCGAGGAUCUGGGAGGAAGUAUCGACCUCGAGAGAUCUCGAAAGAGAUUGUUGGCAUGUUGUGCCGGGUUUUUGGAGGUCCAUGAGGACCAUAUUAUUGAAGAGCAUUACGACAAGAAACACCUAUCUACUCUGCAAAAGAGUGCUGUCGGGCGAUGUCCUGCAACGCUCAACAGACUGCUCGAGCUUCGAAAGAGUUAUCGCACAUUCAGGGUUUCGUUCAUGCAUCGGACGGCACAUGAAUGGCUACGCACGCCUUAA